Messenger RNA from Cynocephalus volans (Philippine flying lemur), 618 nucleotides. RefSeq lists its product as uncharacterized. NCBI's taxonomy places the organism in Eukaryota, Metazoa, Chordata, Mammalia, Dermoptera, Cynocephalidae. Bases 1 to 618 code for a protein of 205 amino acids. The transcript has a single exon. The record is from RefSeq and is a predicted model, not a curated record.
AUGCCCAAGCCAGACGCUCUCCGUUACUCGGCACAAGGAUUUGAGAAGCAGACGAUACCCCAAUACUGGCGCCCCAGCCCGCCGCUCUCCACGCCCGGGCCCGCCGCUCUCCCCUACUCGGUGCGGAAACCGGAGAAAAAGCCGACGGUAUCCCGAUGUCAGCGCCCUGGUCCGCCACUCUCUGCUACCCGGGACCGCCGUUCUCCGCGCCACAGCCCGCCGCCCUCCGCGCUCCAGACCGCCGCUCUCCGCGCCCCGGCCCGCCGCUCUCCACGCCUGACCCGCCACUCUCCGCAGGGAUGGGAGAAGCAGACGAUACCCCGAUACCGGCGCCCCAGCCCGCAGCUCUCCACGCCUGGGCCCGCCACUCUCCACUCCCAGGACCGACACUCUCCCCUAAUCGGUGCAGAAACCAGAGAAAAAGCCAAUGGUACCCUGGUACUAGCGCCCUGGCCCGACGCUCUGCGCGCCACAGCCCGCCGCUCUACAUGCCCCGGCCCGCCGCUCUCCGCGCCCCGGGACCGCCAUUCUCCGCGCCACAGCCCGCCGCUCUCCGGGCCCGGCCCGCCGCUCUCCGCGGCUCCGCGCAUGGCUAGGAGCAGGAACCGCCUGCAGUGA